AGAACACACGACGGCCUCUGCUCGAAGGCGAUAACGGUUAGUACGAUCACGCCCACAUCGGCGGCUCUCGAUCUCGUGGAGGCUGGACUCGGAGGCAAUAUGUUUCAUUGUCUCGGAAGCCAGCCUCAACGACGGCUAGAAAGAGGCAAACGCUGGCUCAGUGACAGUGCCGGGUCUAUUGGCUUGCUCGAUCUCACUUCUUCAUCCUUGGACGUCGAUAAUGACACUACUCCGGAGAACGCUACGAUCGAAGACGCCGUGUUCGGACCUCAGUACGCAAAAACCCUGCGAAUCGCCUGCAUCGGCGUCAUGCUUGUCUUGUCACUCGUGGGCAACUCGUUUGUGUGCUACCGGCUCCUGACUUCCCGACGCCAGAGACUGCUGAAAACGCAGGUCCUGUUCCUCAACUUGGCCCUGGCCGACCUGUUGGUCACCGUGGUCACAAUGAACUCGCAGCUUCUCUGGGAGAUCAUGGGGCGCGUGUGGGUCGCGGGUGACGUUCCGUGCCGCGUCUUCAAGUUGUUGCAGACGUACGCACUGGUCUCGUCCAACUACAUGCUAGUGGGAAUCGCCGUGGACCGCCAUUUCGCCAUCUGCAAUCCACUGAAACCGGCGCCCAAGCCUCGAACGGUGGCUGCAACUUGCUGGCUGCUGUCGCUCGUACCGUCCGUGCCAAAUCUGUUCGCGUUCCGUGUCGUAGUGGUUCGGGACGAACGCUACUGCGCCUCGGUCUUCUACGUGUAUCGAGACUACACCGCUGUGCGGCAGGUCUACAUGGCGUUCGUUUUCGCCCUCGUGUUUGUGGUGCCACUCGUAGCGUUGGUCGCGCUUUACGCGAACGUACUGUUCCGGUUGUGGAGAGUGUCUGCCACCGCCGCACCAGAAUCGCUGCGGGCGGCACGACGCGUUGUCAACUCUCCGGGCCGGGACACAGACCGGAGCACGCUGCCGAAGGUGCGUGUGCGGACACUCAAGAUGGCGGCAGUGAUAUCCUUGGCGUUCUUGGUGACCAAUCUUCCGUACAUGGUGCAGGAGAUCGUGCUGGCCUUCGCGCCAGGCGUAUCGCUUGGCCCGCACGCUGUGGCGGUGUUCGGUGUCAUCUCGGCUUCCAACAGUGCCGUCAACCCGUACAUCUACCUCGCGUUCAACGGAGGUGCGGGCGCCGCCGUGUGCGGGGCGCGUGUGCGCGGCAUGUGGCGUCGCAUGACGCGGUCCUCGACGUCGAAACGAACCACUCUCUCCUUCCGUACGCAGUGCUCGACGCUCAAAACGCCCAAUACUAAGAGAAUGCCGGCGCCAGCAGGGCUGCCUCUUACACACGAUCUUGAAAACUGUGAAAUGCAGGAAAAGGCGAGUGAGAAGCUUUAAAUUGAAAAGCAACGUUAGAGCGUACUAGAACCUUUUAGUGACGUUGACGACGCCAUAUCCUAUGCCUGAAGUAAGUUGGCAACAGCUAGCGCAAGACUGGGUUAAUUGGAGAUCGACGGGUAAGGCCUUCGCCCUGCAGUGAACAUAAAAUUGGCUGAUGAUGACAAUGAUGAUAGUGGUGUUGGUUAGAAGUAGUUAGAACUGGAUAUCGUACCCAGCUACAUGAUCGGCCGACAGGGGCUAAGUCGGGGCAAGGUUUAACUUGGUGCACGUGGUUUUCAAGCACAGAAUGGUACAGAAAAUUUAACUACUGGCAUAGUGCCUUGGCCAUCGCGUUUUGCUGUGGAGCACGAGCUCGAUUCCAGCCGUGAUCAUCACGUUCUGGUGGGGGUUGAAUAUAAAUAUGCUUGUGUGGCCAACUUUAGGUGCACGUUAAGGAAAUCCUUGUGUUGAAAAUUAAUCCGCAGCCAUUCACCAUAUGGCGCCUCUAAUAACACCUGAUGUGUUGUGACGUUAAAACAUCCUAAGUUAAAAAUAAAAGAAAACGGAGAUAUAAAAUGGAUAUGAAGCUGUUAUGAAAUGUUUUUACGAUGUGUUCUCGAUUUUUAUGGAGACAUUAACCUGCCAAGACCUCUGUUAUUUUCGCAGCUUGGCAGAUAAU
Molecule: messenger RNA, 2029 nt
Organism: Dermacentor silvarum
Lineage: Eukaryota; Metazoa; Arthropoda; Arachnida; Ixodida; Ixodidae
Product: oxytocin receptor
Exons: 1
Coding region: 100-1368 (422 amino acids)
Biological process (GO): G protein-coupled receptor signaling pathway
Cellular component (GO): membrane
Molecular function (GO): G protein-coupled receptor activity; peptide binding
Source: RefSeq, a predicted model, not a curated record